AAUCAGAUUUUAGACCAAGGCCCUUGGUUUAGGUGGCCAGGAUACAUUCACAUACAAAAACAUAUGAUGCCCCACUGCCCAUUAUCACAUUUUAAAAUCCCUAGCCUUUGACUAACAAAUUGUAAAGGUAGGUACUAGCCCAUUUUGUGUUACUUAUUAUAUUAUAAGCUUCGUUGAGCAACCUACAAUCCAUUAAAGCACCAAUCAUUGUUGUUAAGAGAUCAGCUAUACUGGAAAGAGAUAUGGACUCCUCAAGAAUUACUCUGCGUCCAUUUAAGUUAACGGACGUUGAUGAUAUGAUGUUAUGGGUAUGCGAUGACCGAGUAACUCGGACCAUCGGAUGGAAGACUUUGACCUCGAAAGAGGAAGUGCUAACCUUCAUCAUGGAAGCGUGUAUACCUCACCCGUGGCGUCGAUCCAUAUGCAUCGAUGAUCGCUCAAUCGGGUUUGUAACGGUGUUUCCUGGAUCAGGUGAUGAUAGAAGUCGAGCUGACAUAGGAUAUGCUAUUGGUUUUGAAUAUUGGGGGCAGGGGAUUGCUACUAAGGCUAUCGAAAUGACAAUCCCUCAAGCGUUCAACGACUUUCCUGAAGUAAUAAGGCUUCAGGCAUUAGCUGAUGUUGAGAACAAGGCAUCCCAAAGGGUAUUGGAGAAAGUUGGGUUCAUCAAGGAGGGCAUAUUGAGAAAAUAUGGAUACCACAAGGGGAAAAUAGUGGAUGAGGUGAUAUACAGUCUCUUAUCCACGGAGUAUAACUUUACCUCUCCUUCAGGCCCAUGAAUUGCCACCACAAAGAAAUUUAACCUGCAUAACUAAGAAUUAGCCAUCAUCGUUGAGUUUCAACUUCUACAAGUGAAGUCCAAAGAGACCGUCAUGUAGAUUCACUUGUACAAUGGCUAUUUUUUUAUUGCAGAGCUCAAAAGUGGCCCUGUUAUAACUGCAUUUUUUGUGAGUUUUGUUUUUGCUCUUUACUAGAUAAAAAUCUUUAUGUACAGAGUAGAACCCAGUAGUGUUUUACUUUUGAAAUAAUAGGUAAUACUGGCUUGGUGUUUUA
This is a messenger RNA of Capsicum annuum, 1050 nucleotides long. RefSeq lists its product as uncharacterized. The coding region runs from base 243 to 776 and encodes 177 amino acids. Gene Ontology annotation, molecular function: acyltransferase activity, transferring groups other than amino-acyl groups. The transcript has 2 exons. NCBI's taxonomy places the organism in Eukaryota, Viridiplantae, Streptophyta, Magnoliopsida, Solanales, Solanaceae. The record is from RefSeq and is a predicted model, not a curated record.